AUGACUGUACCCGCAGACCAUGAUAGGAACCGAGUUGGAGACGGUGCUAUCUGGUUCAAUGGAAGAACAUGUAGUAGCUCCGUUGGCUGGAAUGUCACUCAACCCCUCCGUGUAGCGUUCGAAGAGACAUGUGAUUCUGGAAUUUAUUCAACCGACGAAGCUUCAUCCAUUAGGACAAAAGUGAGUCUCCUUUGGUUCUUAUCUCUGCCAAUGACAGCGGGUCGGAAACCUGUUAUCAACAUGGAAUUCUCCGAGCCCACCAGCUCUGCUAUGCAAUGA
This is a messenger RNA of Penicillium roqueforti, 279 nucleotides long. RefSeq lists its product as uncharacterized. The transcript is spliced from 5 exons. The record is from RefSeq and is a predicted model, not a curated record. Lineage: Eukaryota; Fungi; Ascomycota; Eurotiomycetes; Eurotiales; Aspergillaceae. The coding region runs from base 1 to 279 and encodes 92 amino acids.